CGCUAGAGUGAGUGACCAUUUGUUGAGACCGUGAGUGAAAGCGGUUACACGCCUACAUAGAAAAACAAAUCAUUCAUUAAUACUUUACAAUCAGAUGGAUGAUUUAUUCUACCGUGGAUUAUUCAGACAGCGACCCCUUCCGCAGGACUCAGUGUUUUUGAGCGAAAGGAUGAAGUAGUUUCUGUGGCACUCUGAGCUGACCGCCAACUACUACAGCAUGCGGCUUACUGGGAAUAUAUGACUAUUUAUGAUUUUAAUCUAUCCUACAUUGACAUUCACCCAUAGUUUGAUACAGAAAUGGUAUCAUUGACCAUUUGUUCUGUAUCUGAGUAUAUUUUAAACCACCUGCAUUGUCAUACUUGAUGAGUACUGUGUGGUUUUGCCACAUUAAUAUGCAAGCUCGAGACGCAACAUGUCUUUGUGCAUGAAUGCUGGAUAAUCAUAACUGAUCUGGGGAACAACAAGGGGAAACUCCCCCUCGGAAGACUUCUGAACAAUGACUGGACCAAACGCCACCGGCGGCGGCUCAACUGCCAAGAUUAGCAGACACGGUCGGUCCAAAAGCACCAGUACCUACUGUCACACUACGGGUCCCGCUGCGGAAUCCUCCUCGUCCACUGCCGCAAACAACACCGGUCGGUCAUCCGGUGAGGAAGACGAGAAAGACGGCGGGGUCCCGUUUUUCGUCAACAGGACGGGCUUUCCCAUAGAUAAUGUCACCUGGGAGAGAAUGUGGUCGCACGUCACUAAAGUUCAUCCUGAUGGACAUGAGAUGGUGGAUAGAAUACGAAAUGCAACACACCUCCCAAAACACCCUGUGCCAUUGGUUCCCAACUUUAAGCCAUCAAUGUCAGUGCCUGAUUGGCUCCAUGCCGUCCAGAACUACAUGAGAAACCUGCAAUACAACCACACAGGAACUCAGUUUUUUGAGAUUAAGAAAACCAGACCUCUGAGUGGGUUGAUGGAGACUGCCAGAGAGAUGAUACGAGAAUCACUUCCCAUCAAAUGCCUUGAAGCAGUUAUUCUUGGAAUCUACCUAACCAACGGUCUGACCUCUGUGGAGCGGUUCCCCAUCAGCUUUAAGACCCAGUUCUCCGGACACCACUUCCAUCACGUGGUGCUGGGCGUUUACUGCAACGGCCGCUACGGCACCCUGGGUAUGAGUCGGCGUGCUGACCUUAUGGACAGAUCUUUGAGCUUUCGUACGCUCAGCGAGUUGGUGUUCGACUUUGAGGACUCAUACCGCCGCUACCAGCACACCAUGAAGAAGAUCAAGAUCGGCCUGUACGUGCCCCAUAAUCCGCACGUUUUCCAGCCUAUUGAGUGGAACUAUCUGGUGAUCAACGCCUGCAAGCAGGGGCAUGAAGACAUGCGCAAAGAGCUGGAGAAACACGGCCGUGACAUGAGGAUGAAGAUCCUCAAGUCGUCCAGCGCUCAGUCUCCAAUCAAAGAACGAAGCCGAGGCAAGUCUUUAUCACCGCGCCGCCGAUCAGCCAGCAGUCCCCAAAGACGCCAACAUGUCCACAGAAGAGACAAAUCGCCAGCAGCACUGGACCGAAAGCCAGCAGAGCUCAGCACUCUCAGUGACGGCUACCAGAUCCGCAUCUGAGACACUACAGCUUUAUCCUCCACACGUCCUCCCUCCACCCAACAUGUUCUUAAACACCACUUAAUGCACACUGUCAACUGUACAGUAUAUUAAACAUAUUUAUAGUUGUACUUCCGUGUUAGAGGUAACCUGGGUGCCCCUGUCAAAUUUAAAAGAGAUUCAUUUUUUCCAGCCGUAGCAUAUUUUUAUUAGUGGAAAUUUUAAGUAGGAACCAAAAUCAGCUUUGCUUAAGAAUAUUUUACCCAAAUAAUCGUCAUGUAUUUUAGAAGACAAAGAAAUAUUCAAGCGUAUGUGUAUUUUCGAACAGAAUCUUCACUAGCAGUGAGAGCCGGAGUGUGAAUGGAUUGUGUUUGGCAGAGAGAUUUAAACCUCGGUGCCUCGUGCUGUAGUGGUGGUAGUUUUGGAGACUGACCGUCCCUUUUGUAGAAGAAGACGCUUAUUUUGCUAGAGGCGAAAGGACGCAGGGGACCAGAGCGUCAGAGAGCUACCCAUUCUGCUCACAAGUAUGAACUGUAUUCAAUCCAGUUUACUUCUUUUUUUUGUUGUUGUUUACCUGCACAGAGUCACAAACACUCCUGUUAUAUGGAUGGAAUGGACAUGAUUUAUUGACUGAAGGUUUGAGGCUAACUUACAUUGGGCUUUGUACUGUUUUUUUUUUUUCCUCAUAAAAAUAUCACGGUUGUAAUUGUAGAGAAAUAGUUUUAAUUUUUUUGUAUCAUUUAAAAUUCUUGUUUUUACCGGUUGUUUAACCAGUAGUGUUUUGUGUUAUGAUAUUUCAACAAAAUCUCUGAGGUGUGAAGGUUGCGAAGGCUGCACAUAAUCCUUGAGUUUCCACACAUUUGUUAGGAAAAAAAAAAUAAUAUAAUAUAUAUAUAUAUAUAUAUAUAUAUUUUUUUUUUUUUUUUUUGCAGCGGCAAAGUUAUAAGCCUUUUUAUCAGCUUCGCUAAUGAAUGCAAGUUAAGCGGAUAAGUGGGUUUUUACGGAGCCCCUAAAGGACCAUGGUGAUGGGAAAAAAAUAUUUUAAAUAUAAUAAAAUAACAAAACAAAAAAAACGAAGACAAAAAAGAAACUUUGCUAUGAGCGAACGCAAAACUGGUGAUGGAAAUAAAAUGAACUGAGAAGAAACAACUACAUUUCAAUGCUUUUGUUAGCGAGCACAAAGUUUCUUGGGGGAACACAAUACUUUUGCCACAAAUGCAAAAGUUUUGCGAGAGGAAAGUUUCUCGGGUGAAAAACUUUUGUCUCAAAACACAAAGUUUCUUGAGGGAAUGCAAAAACAUUGAAUACGAUUUUUCCUCCCAUCUAUUUUUUUUUUUCCAUCACCUUGUCCCUUUAGGGGCUCAUUCAAGUAAGUUCUAACUGUAUUAGAAAAUCACCUUUUACUAAUCAAGUAAACACAAAAUCCCAUCUCUUUAUCAACAGCAUAUGACUUCAAACUUUCCCACCUCGUGAGAAUAAGCUAUGCACGUGGAAAAGGUCUGCGGAUCCGUCCUUCUUGACAGCAGACCUGUUUUUGAAAUUGUAGCAAUGACAUUGUUGCUCAUUUUUCGGGUUGUAUGUGAGCCGUUCCUCUCUGAUCGUUGUUUAUUGGGUGCUGUUGACCAAACUACCACAUUAUAGCUCAUUCUGCCUUGUAAUUGGUACCAGCUUUCUAUCUAAAGCUAUUGAACCACACAAGUGCCAGACCACUGAAUAUGUCAAACUCAUCCUUAAAGGGACCGUU
Messenger RNA from Pimephales promelas (fathead minnow), 3332 nucleotides. RefSeq names its product vasohibin 2 (gene vash2). Gene Ontology annotation, cellular component: cytoplasm. The record is from RefSeq and is a predicted model, not a curated record. Lineage: Eukaryota; Metazoa; Chordata; Actinopteri; Cypriniformes; Leuciscidae. Gene Ontology annotation, biological process: regulation of angiogenesis.